AUGAAUAAGUGCACGGUAGGAAGACUGUUGAUCUGCUUGCUGAUCGCGUUUAUUGCCGGUGCGCACGGUGCCAGCAACUAUCUGUACGAGUCCGAUGAGCGGUACCCGGUUGCAGCCUCAAACCUGAUGGAAGAUGAAGCCGAGGACAGCGACCGAGCGAGCCUGGCGGACGAUGGGCUACUGGAAAACUAUCUGCAAUCCGGAGCGGCAAAGCGUUCGUCAUUGAUCCAAGUCUACCGAAGAGGAUGCAUUCCGCGUGGUGGCAAUUGCGACCACCGAUCGAACGACUGUUGCCACAACAGCUCAUGCCGGUGCAACUUAUGGGGCUCCAACUGUCGCUGUCAACGCAUGGGCCUGUUCCAGAAAUGGGGAUGAGCGGUGA
Messenger RNA from Anopheles nili, 382 nucleotides. RefSeq names its product U8-agatoxin-Ao1a-like. The transcript has 3 exons. NCBI's taxonomy places the organism in Eukaryota, Metazoa, Arthropoda, Insecta, Diptera, Culicidae. The record is from RefSeq and is a predicted model, not a curated record. Gene Ontology annotation, molecular function: ion channel inhibitor activity. Gene Ontology annotation, cellular component: extracellular region. The coding region runs from base 1 to 375 and encodes 124 amino acids.